Messenger RNA from Rotaria sp. Silwood2, 294 nucleotides. The record is from the annotation of a GenBank genome assembly. Lineage: Eukaryota; Metazoa; Rotifera; Eurotatoria; Philodinida; Philodinidae.
AUGUAUCGACUAACAGGAAAUUACUUAGUUGCACAACAAUAUUAUGAUAAGACGCUUAAACUUGAAGAAGAAGUACUUCCGCCAAAUCAUUCAUUACUUGCUAUGAAUUAUUACAACGUGGCUACAAUAUUGGAAGGACUUUAUCAAUACGAAGAGGCUGUUACACGUAUAUCGCAAGAAGUUACUAUUAUUUCUCAUAGCAUUGAACCUAAUUAUUCACAAGCGGAAAAAUGUCAAGAAUAUCUCAAUGAACUCUUAGCUAUAAGCAGUGAUGAAAACUGUAUAGGAAAAUAG